This is a messenger RNA of Condylura cristata (star-nosed mole), 5017 nucleotides long. It is a transcript of the gene PIK3R3, whose product is annotated as phosphoinositide-3-kinase, regulatory subunit 3 (gamma). Lineage: Eukaryota; Metazoa; Chordata; Mammalia; Eulipotyphla; Talpidae. The record is from RefSeq and is a predicted model, not a curated record. Bases 788 to 2173 code for a protein of 461 amino acids. The transcript is spliced from 10 exons. Gene Ontology annotation, molecular function: 1-phosphatidylinositol-3-kinase regulator activity. Gene Ontology annotation, biological process: phosphatidylinositol phosphate biosynthetic process; insulin receptor signaling pathway. Gene Ontology annotation, cellular component: phosphatidylinositol 3-kinase complex.
GCGGGGGAGCGUGGGGGAGGGGGACAUUGUUCCCCCCUCCGCGCCGUUAAAAUGAAACUCUAGUGGCUGGAGUCCGGGCAGAGCGUGAGGGGAGCGGGCUCCGGCGGGCUCGCUUACUGCCGGGCGAGAGCGCCUAGCGGAGCAGAGCCGCCUGGACUCUCCGACGGGCCCCACUCCGGAGGCUGCAGCACCUUUCGGUUCCGAGCCCGACAGGAGCCGAGCCCAAGUCCUGGCCCCUGAGGGGAUCGCUCUCUGCAGACUAGUGGGACCCCGAAACUUGAACGCAAUACCCAGCCCCCCUUUUAUGCCCGCCUUUGUCACUUCACCUUUCUCCCAAAGCCUUUUUUUUUUUCUUCUUUUUUUUCCCCAUUCUCCCUCACGCGAAGGACACAAAAGUGGCUUCCGCGUAAAGCUCUGGAGGCAGUGGGAGCUCUUCUCUUUGGAAAACGACUGUGUAGAAGGGAUUUUUUGGGACGCCUCGUUUAAACACCUCUGCCCUUCUACCCCCAAGCCUCCCUUUACCUCUCUGAGGAGGAAGACCCAUAAACUAAAAGUUCGGGGGGUGCAUUUUGCUUUUGCUGGGUGCUGUAGGAAGAGAGGAAGGACCCGGUCCUCGUCUACUAGUUGGCUGGACUAGUACCGGCCUUUGGAAAUCCCGAAGUACAUUUCCUUGUGGGACUUUUACAGAUAUACAUUUUUAGAUUUUUAAGUAUUAGAUAAAAAAAUAUAUAUGUGUAUAUAUAUAUGCUUUCUAUAUAUCUCCUGACGACCUGCCCCUGACAGCGAGAUGUACAAUACGGUGUGGAGUAUGGACCGCGAUGACGCAGACUGGAGGGAGGUGAUGAUGCCCUAUUCGACAGAACUGAUAUUUUAUAUUGAAAUGGAUCCUCCAGCUCUUCCACCAAAGCCACCUAAGCCAAUGACUCCAGCCAUUACUAAUGGAAUAAAGGACAGUUCUGUUUCUCUUCAGGAUGCAGAAUGGUACUGGGGGGAUAUUUCAAGGGAGGAGGUAAAUGACAAGUUACGGGACAUGCCAGAUGGUACCUUCCUGGUCAGAGAUGCCUCAACAAAAAUGCAAGGAGAUUAUACUUUGACACUACGGAAAGGAGGCAAUAAUAAGUUAAUAAAGAUCUAUCAUCGAGAUGGAAAAUAUGGCUUUUCUGAUCCUCUGACAUUUAAUUCUGUGGUCGAGCUCAUUAACCACUAUCAUCAUGAAUCACUUGCUCAGUACAAUCCCAAACUUGAUGUGAAAUUGAUGUACCCUGUAUCCAGAUACCAACAGGAUCAGUUGGUAAAAGAAGAUAACAUUGAUGCAGUAGGCAAAAAACUGCAAGAGUACCACUCUCAGUAUCAAGAAAAGAGCAAAGAGUAUGACAGGCUAUAUGAAGAAUACACCAGAACAUCCCAGGAAAUACAGAUGAAAAGAACUGCAAUUGAAGCUUUUAAUGAAACAAUUAAAAUAUUUGAAGAGCAGUGUCACACACAAGAACAACAUAGCAAAGAAUAUAUUGAGCGAUUUCGCAGAGAAGGGAAUGAAAAAGAAAUUGAACGAAUUAUGAUGAAUUAUGACAAACUGAAGUCACGUCUGGGUGAGAUUCAUGACAGCAAAAUGCGUCUAGAGCAGGAUUUGAAGAAACAAGCAUUGGAUAAUCGGGAAAUAGAUAAAAAAAUGAAUAGUAUCAAACCUGACCUAAUCCAACUGCGCAAAAUCCGAGAUCAGCACCUUGUAUGGCUCAAUCACAAAGGAGUAAGACAGAAGCGCCUAAAUGCCUGGCUAGGAAUCAAGAACGAGGAUGCUGAUGAGACCUAUUUCAUCAGUGAGGAAGAUGAAAACCUGCCCCAUUAUGAUGAAAAAACUUGGUUUGUGGAGGAUAUCAACCGAGUACAAGCAGAGGACUUGCUUUAUGGGAAACCUGAUGGUGCAUUUUUAAUUCGGGAAAGUAGCAAGAAAGGAUGCUAUGCUUGCUCUGUUGUAGCUGAUGGGGAAGUGAAGCACUGUGUGAUCUACAGCACUGCUCGGGGAUAUGGCUUUGCAGAGCCCUACAACCUGUACAGCUCACUGAAGGAGCUGGUGCUCCAUUACCAGCAGACCUCUCUCGUUCAGCACAAUGACUCCCUCAAUGUCAGGCUUGCCUAUCCUGUUCAUGCACAGAUGCCCUCACUCUGCAGAUAAAGGGGGAAUGGGAAGAGAGGUGGCUCUCUAGCAUUUUUUCUACAGUUUUUAUUAGACAAUGAGGGCAUUCUUUCUACGUAGACUGCUUGUUUUGCACAAGAAGUGAUUCUGUGAAUGUGAAGUGGAGAGGCCGAGCAGCAGCUGGCCAGGAUGGGGGCAUAAAGGGCCUGAGGUUCUCUGGGACUCAGCUGUGCUGCUGCACUGACAUACGAAGCUGGAAGCAGAUGUUGUUUGUGAAGUGUUUCAUUGGGGGCUUGUUUUGAUUAACCAGGCAUCCCCAACAGAUCUCAUUAGGUUUGAUGGGGGUGGUGGAUUGUACCUGGAAGCCUCUGAAGAAUGUCUUUUUGAGAAUGAGGCAGGAGGAUGACUCUGCCAGUUCUCUUUUGAUCUGGCUAGUCUUUCUUCCUCCCCAAAAGACAAGUGUCUUGGUUCUGUGGUAGAAAGCAUUUGGUGAAAAAAGACAACCAAAGGAAAAUUGGGAGCCUUGAAAUUUCAUUUAAAGAAUCUUAGUCAAGGGGUAAAACUCGUUCAGUUAGGUACUUUCUUAACCAGGCUAAUUUAAGUGCCAGCAUCUCAGUAGCUCCUCCCUCUAAAAAAAGAGUCGUGUUUAGAAACCAAAUUGACCCCAGCAAAACAGCAUUUGUUGCUGAACUAAGGCAGCACUGGUAUCUGAAUGCACACUUCCAUACCAAAACUUGAAACUCAAACGAAAACUAGUUGUAACAAACACAAAUAUUGGUCAGUGUAACUCUUGCCCUUGUUUCUCAGAAAUGAGAAAUAGUGUUGUUUUGUUUUGUUUUGUGGGCAUGGUGAGCUUUGAAUCAUAAAAUGAAGUUGGUGCUUGUGUGGUGUUUCCUUAGCCUACAGGAGCUGUUGUUUGAAACUUUUGUAACUUGUUUGUAUGAGUAAAGAAAAGGUGCAAUUCAGUGCUUUUAGAUGGCUUGAUAUACCAAAUAUUGAUAUAGAACAACAUUCUUAUAUGUGCUUCCUCAAAUUUAAAGACCCUGCAGAAGCAGUAAACAUGGUUUAAUUUCCCUUCAUCUCCCUGUCCUUUGCUGGUAGGGCUCAGGGAGCCGUAGGUGACUAAGGCUGUAGCAGGAAUGGAGCCAGAUAGUGGUCAGGACCUCAGCACAUCACAAACCCAGUGGUUCUGGUGUCCAGCGCUAGGGUCACACACAUUACCCAUGUGCUUCCAUAUAGUGUUUUCUGAAACUUGCAAGGCCAAUAACUAAUAACUUGGGAGUUUAGACUGUCAGGAGAAGCCAUCUGGAAGCUUUUAUCUUUGCCUUUGUUUUGUGAUCCUGUCAUUAAGAUGUGUGCACAAACUGUCCUUAAGCUUCAGUGGCCCUGAUUUUAGGUCAGGAAUCUUCUGCUCCAUGUGGUUUAAAUCUUCUGAGUGAAGCUAGGUGAAUAGGGUUGGAGACAGGCAUCUGCUCCUUCUCCAUUGUGCCCAACCCCCAGUUAACACUCAUUUGGACAAAUGAGUCCAGCUGCCUCUUGAACCAAUCCUGGAACCAUAAUAGACUGAGUGAGUCAGCUGUUUGAACCCAAAGCUGUGCAGUGAGGCAUCCUCGCUGACCUGGAGAAGCCUCUUUCAGGGUCUUUGUGCAUAAGGCUUAUAGCUAAGAAAGUUCUAGUUUUGUGAAUAAGAGUUUUUCCCUGAGCACUUAUCUUGGGACAGGGAGUAGAAUGGGCAAUGAUAUAGUAAUAGAUUAAAGAAUUUGGGAAAAAGUUACUAGCAAUCAGGAUAGGAGAUAAAGUGUGUAUCUUGUUUUUCCUUGGUGAUGUUGCAUUUUCAGGAUUGGGUGAGACAAAUGAUUCCCCUCCAAUGUCACUAUUUUGAUGUUAAGCCCUUAACAGUCAGCUGCACAUCUUCUCUCCAUAUUGCCAGAUAUAAAUCUGAUGAAAGAUUUACCGAGUAAUCCAGUUUACUGCUGGACACAGCUAGAUGGCUUUCACCUGUGUCAAACCUGCUUAAAUAGUUGGAUGCUGAAGAUUGGGUACAAGGAAAUCUCCUGAUUCUAAAAUUCAGUAUGUUCUGGAGGUUUCUUUAAAUAAGCCCAAAAUGGAAAUAAGGAUUCAUGCCUGUAACACUGAACCGUGUGCUGCCCCUUGUCAAGCAGACAUUGAGGGUGUACAGGGAGAGAGCUAGCGCCACCUCUUACCUACACAGGUUUGUGAAGGGCUGACCUUUUUUCUUAGUCCUACAUUCCUUCACACGUGAUUUCAAACUUUUGUUUUUGUUGUUUUGUGGGAACUAAGAUCUAGGGAUCAUUUGAGAAGUUGGAAAGUGGCUGGAAGGGGUUGCCAUUAUCUUGGCAAAAAGUUUUGGCCUCCUUCUGAGUCUGGCUGUGUGUCCUGUCCCAUGAUCUGGGCCUUGGGCUGCUUGCAGCAUCCUAAUGUAUACUUACUAAGGCAGACGCUAAAGAGGCACAGACUAGGAUCAGACUCAUUCAUUGUCCCAGCUGGGGAAGCCAGCCAAUAUGGAAGCAGCUUGGGGUCCACUGGGCGUAGGUUUUAGGCCCAUCUUUCCUAGGUGGAGCUUUUAUCAUGGAACAGUGCUGUCUCUACCUGGCCAUUAAUGCUAAACCUUGGCCAUGGCUGAGUCUUUUAUAGGCCAGCUGUGUCCUUAAAACAAAUUUGGCAGAGGUUGAGAACUUCUAAGUACCUCCCCUUUUUCCUAGUCUUGCUAGACUUACUUUGGAUCUCAUGUGGCCUGAAGCAGCUUUGAGUGCCACUGUGGUUAUCUUCCAUGUGUCUCCUCUUGCUACAAGGAACCAGCUGCAUGAGUCUUGGGCCAAGAAUUGCCAUCUGGGUAAUUCCUGGUUUUCAGGAUGGUCUCUG